Molecule: messenger RNA, 621 nt
Organism: Gracilinanus agilis (Agile Gracile Mouse Opossum)
Lineage: Eukaryota; Metazoa; Chordata; Mammalia; Didelphimorphia; Didelphidae
Gene: SPCS1
Product: signal peptidase complex subunit 1
Biological process (GO): protein targeting to ER
Cellular component (GO): endoplasmic reticulum membrane; signal peptidase complex
Source: RefSeq, a predicted model, not a curated record
AUGUCCUGUAUGAGGGCUUGCCUAAACGUUUUCAAUUCUUCUCCACCACUGAAAUCCACCUUCUCACCAACUCUCACCUGUGGCUCCAAGAAGGUGCAGUAUGCACAAAAAAGCAGCCACACCCAGAGUGUAGCCAAGAUUAUAAAGAGCAGAGAUUCAGCUCGCUGUGCACUAGGGCCCCAACUCCAGGACCUCUUGCUGCCUCCUCCACCGGGCCCUUCUUCCUUCAUCAGCUCCAGCCUCAACCCACCGGGGUCCCCGAAGUACAGUGUCUCAGUGUCCCUGCAGUGCUGGUGGCCCCCAAAGGCAAUCAUAUUGGAUGGACUGAGCUCCCUGCCCACGCAGAUGGAUUAUAAAGGUCAGAAGUUAGCUGAACAGAUGUUUCAGGGAAUAAUUCUUUUUUCUACAGUAAUUGGCAUUAUCUAUGGAUAUGUGGCUGAACAGUUUGGUUGGACAGUCUAUAUUGUUAUGGCUGGAUUUGCUUUUUCAUGCUUGCUGACACUUCUUCCAUGGCCCAUAUAUCGCCAACACCCCCUCAAAUGGCUCCCUGUUCAAGACUCAAGAUCAGAAGACAAGAAACCAGGAGAGAAAAAAAUAAAAAGGCAUUCUAAAAAUAACUGA